Messenger RNA from Amphibalanus amphitrite, 3368 nucleotides. Its product is annotated as deoxyribonuclease-2-alpha-like. Lineage: Eukaryota; Metazoa; Arthropoda; Thecostraca; Balanomorpha; Balanidae. Gene Ontology annotation, molecular function: deoxyribonuclease II activity. The coding region runs from base 40 to 1314 and encodes 424 amino acids. The transcript has a single exon. Gene Ontology annotation, biological process: apoptotic DNA fragmentation. The record is from RefSeq and is a predicted model, not a curated record.
CCCGACACCCCCGUCCGGCGUGGCUGUGACCAGUGCGCCAUGGUGCUCCUGCUGACCAUCCUGUUGACGGCGGCUGCCGGCGGGUGGGCCGCCCAGCCCUCCGACUGCUCCUCCGCCGGCCAGCUCGUCUGCAGAGACCACAACAACGACCCGGUCGACUGGUACGUGCUGUAUAAGCUGCCCAUCCUCACCGACGCCACCGGGUUCGCCCGCAAAGGCUUGGCAUACCUGCACAUCUCUUCGGCAAUGGCAUCGACGGAGACCCCUUGGAGCUUGUCUGAAGUGUCCAUCGAAGACAAAAAAUCUCACCCAGGUCGAACGUUGGCACCCGUUUACAAAAACCACGGACGGGAGGGCCUUUUUUACCGUUUUUACAACGACCACUGGCCAGAAUAUGAGAAGGCGGUGGGGUCUGAAGGUCACACCAAGGGGGUGCUUGCCCACGAAGGCAAUUGUGGAUUUUGGAUGAUCCACACCGUGCCCAGGUUCCCUCCAGCGCCGAAAAAAGGAGCAGGCUACAGAUACGCAACCGGCACACGACCUUGGACCGGCCAGAGUUUCCUAUGCAUCUCGUUCCGUACUGAUGGAACUGAUGCUACUAAAGGAACUGAUUCCGAACUAGACAAGAUAAUCAAUCAGUUGAGCAUUACAAAACCCUAUUGUCACGCUUGGAAAGACCAUGAUGAUAAGCCAAUAGACCGAGAAGAAGACAAGCCCCACUACAGCCUAUGUCCGGACAACCAACCAUAUUUUAAGCAGGUGGACAUCGCUACUACUGCCGAAGGCGUGAAGCUCACCACAUUCGCCAAGAGCAGCAACUACCGCCACGACCUGUACAGCGGUCUGGUGGCUCCGGCGCUGGAGACCGACCUGUACGCAGAGACGUGGCGGCGGGCCCCAUUCUCCCUGCCGUCCUACCGCUACCCCGACUCUUAUGAAGUGGAGAACGUCUGCAGCGUCCGAGUCAUCCAGGGCAGGAGCGAGCUCGACUUUGAAUACACCAAGGAUCACAGCAAGUGGGCCGUGUCCAAGGACGGCAAAGAGCCAUGGGUCUGCAUCGGCGAUCUCAAUCGGAUGGAAACACAGAAGAGGAGAGGUGGCGGCACCGCAUGUCUCAAGAAUCACAACCUCUGGAAGAACUUCCGUAAAGCGGUGAACAAUAAUGAAUGCAUGGGCGUCGAAGACGGGGGGGACGGAGGGCGACCCGGGCGGGGCGGACGGACGGAGAAAAAACGCUCAAAACUCGCCGCCACCCGGGCGGGGCGGGCAGGCGGCCCAAAAAGAAAAGCGCUCAAAAACCGCCGUCACCGCUAGGGCGGCUACCCGAACCCUUACCGGCCCUGGGGAGUUAAGGCGAAACUAAUCCAGGCAAAACUGAUUGGGUUACACCUGUCAAUUAGUUCAAGCGCUUCACCAGCCAAACAAAACCGCGGCACUCCUGGGCUCCGCCACCACCGACCGAGGGACGGGCCACGCACGCGUCCACACCCUCUGACCGUCUAACCGCAACUCCGCUCUGCAUCCUCUUUUAAGUACCCACAUAUGUAUUUGCCGCAAACGGCGCACCACCUCUGAGAAACGUUACACAAGCGACUCUCUCGCUACCAAGGCAUGGAUCGCAUGGAGGCGCCCCUAUAAGCUUCAUAGGCGCCCCUCUUACUCACCCCAUUCCCUUAGCUUAGGCAAUGGAUCCCCCCACCCCUUGAGGGAUGGCGCCCCCUAUAAGUUUGUCCUCACCAUUUUUUUUUAUAGCCUGGUAACGAUCCUCGAUACCGGUGAGGAAAAGUGGCCCCUCAGGGGGACGGUGGACGGAAGGAAAUGGUCCCCAAAUGCACGGAAUGUAUGAGUUAUCCCCGUUUUAAUGAAUGCUUCUGGACUAUACAUAAAUGCUUCGUUUUUAUUUCAAAUGCGUAACAUCAUGAGACCUAAAAUCCCUACAGCACACCGACAAGUAAUCUCACCUGAAUAAGACAGCUUUGUUGAGCAGAACUACUAAGUUCUUGUAUCAAACUUGUCGAACGGGAUGCAAAAUUAAUGCACUUUGGAGCUGUUUUGCCAAGUUGUUUUUAAAAUUUUGGUGGCACUGCGCGCCGCCCAUUUCAUACACCAAUAAAAAAGGCGAUUGUGACUAAUAUCGCCCCCACGCGGGGAGGAGCGUUCCUAAAUGCAUUAUCUGAUUGGCGCCACACGUAUUGAGAAUAGAGAUGUCAAUCUGCUACAAACUUUUUGGUUUCCCGAUACCAAACGUCAAACGAAUAACCAGCUUGGUAUUUCGUGUGUCAAUCUUAAUGGUUUUGCCAUUUUGUCGGUAAGCAUAAUAAAUUCUUACUUUUAGAUAUAUAGGAGCCUGUGAAUUUGGUAAAAAGCCAUUAUUUCUCUUGGUUUCCCAGCCUGGCUCGGUUUGGGUACUUUCCCGUGAUCUUGGCUGGAAUUCGGCUGGUAUCAGUAUCCCGAUUUUUUGGUAAUUGAAAUCACUAAUUGAGCACUAAUGAACAUCCACAAUUUAAAACUUAAAAUAGACUGUUGGCGGAGAGGUUUCGUCUAUCGACAUCAUCACCGUUAUAACCGAAGUGUUAUGGUCAAAAGUUAAAAACAGUUUGGUAAAACGAAUUGUUCUUGACACGUGUACCGAAUGUCAGUCACGUUUGCAUGAAGCACGUGUAAGCACAAAAUGUCCGACCAAUGGGGGGGGGGGUACGUUCUUCUGUGCACAUGCAUUCGUGAUAUUGUCUGAUCAUGUCUACACCAACCACCUGGAACUGGCCUCUGUGGUCUGUCUGACAGCAAGCCUUGCUUUGUUGGACCGUCUUACAAAGGCUCAGUAAAUGACCCGGCCUGAAUCCGACCAGCGAUGAUGCCUGCAACCAUCAAUCCCUGUGUGACUGCUCCCCUCCGUUGCCAGGCGAUUGCCUUCCUCCCAUGAGCAUUCCCUGUAAGAGUGUGUAUCGGUUUAGGCGUAGCCGAGUAGGUAGGAGGGCAGUCACCAACUGUUUGCAGUUUUGACUACUUUGCCUCGCUUUUGCUAGUAUACUAACAGCAUGCUUAGUGCUUACCCCACCUAUAUUUGCUUUUUCCUACUCUUAGCUGGGAAUGCCGCUUUUUAUCAUAUUUAGUUAUGUGGUGUUUAACGUAAUGGUCUGUCAUAGACCUCUGUACGCGUUCACGUAUUUAAGCUGUAUAGAGGUCUAUGGUUCUGUGUGUCACUAGGAUAGAGAAAGGGGACACUCCUGGUCAUCUGUUCAUGGGUGGCGGUGUAUAAAAAAUGUACCAUCGGGCAUCGAUCCCUCGUGUGUGCCCCUGGGGGUUUGGAUUUGGAAGCGGUGCGACGUGUGAUUUUUGGGAAAGGAAGUGUUGAAUAAAAUUGCUGC